AUGCUUGCCUCCGAUGAUUGUUACGAGGAUGAUUUCGAGUCUGGAGAUGACUUAACCAACUCAGUCACAACACUAAAUGCAAACUACAAAAACAAUAGUACUGGUCAUGAAGGCGGAAAUACCAAGGAGGCAGAACGUUCUAUGACUGCAGCGGUGGGUGGUACUUUUUCAGAAAGUGGCUCGACUUCUGCCGCCAACCUGGAUUUAGAUACUUCCAAACGUGAUUGUAGUUCGAGGGACUCCUCGCUUUCAGAUAUUAAUUGGACUUCAUCGCGACUCCAUGAACCUUCACCGAGCGGGGGAGGGCUUAAAAAGGCACCUGUUACGACUCCCCUGGAUGUAGAUGCCGAGUCAGUCUCAUUGCAUAGCUCUCUAUCCAGCGUCUCAUCCACCUCUCAGGAUUGGGCGAUGCGAAAAAAUCCACAAGUGACUCCUUUCAUAGCAAACAGCGCAAAUCACCUCCUUAACAGGUCAGGGGACGAGGAGGAAGGGGGGGUUCGCCUGCAGGAGAAGAAAGAUGUGACGAGUUCAAACACACGUGAAGCACGCACAAACAACACGACUCAUGGGAUUGAGUAUAACAAUAAAAGUUAUGGUGCAGCCCGGGAAACGAGCAAUGCGGGCUUUACCCAUCAAAAUGCCAGGGGCAACCCCUCCGUGAUUGACGGUGUGGGCUCGAGUUCCAUACCGCAGAAGGGGCAGCGCUCAGUGUUCCCGCGCAAUGCUUCAACGGAUCCCGCUUCUGAGGCUCGGGAUGGGAUCAUGCAUCAAUCCAACGUUACAACCGUCUGGAUGCUAGAGAAAGAGGAGCCGCAGCUGGAGUCGUUCGUGUUUCCGAAUCGCCAUGGUAGCGUAAGCGACGUGAGCGCUGACGAAGGAGCAGACCUUCCGAUGGAAGGGACUGUGCAGGAUUUCGAAAGCGCGAGUGAAUGCUCCUCGCGUGAAGUAUUGCCGCAAAAACAACAGCCGGUUAGACAGGAAGAACGGCAACGCAAGGUCGAAACCAACGAAACAAACUCUUCCGCUUCUUCAUCACUCUCCUCAGACGCGCAGCCGAGUGCGGGGGCUUUACGUCAAGCUCACCCGACAGGGCAGGGUGCAGUGAAAGGCAUUAUCACCAGCACACUGCACAUCGUACCCCCAGCACAGCGGACCAAUCAACUCGAGAGUAGCGCUCGCCUCGAAACUUCCUUAGUUUCUUCCUCACGUCGAUCGAGUGUUACGAUUAUAUCUCCAUCCUCUGAGUCCAUCAAUGCUUCUACUGCUGCAGCCGCCAUUACCUCUGGUGCUCCUAGCAAGGGCACCGUUGCGAGAUCCGGGCAGCAGAUGCAGGCGGACAAAAAUUCCAACACUCCCCUUCCAUUUCCCUCUCCUAUCGAGGAAAAGAAGGCAAUUAAAUCUCACACUACCCCCAAUACUGUUGAUACGCUCUCUAAACCCGACUCUCCAAUCGUGAGUACAAUUUGGAAGAAAGGCAAGCUGCCUAUUGAUUCGGAGCAUCAGCAAAACUCACAGAAGUUGCCGAUGCCAUUGCCGACAUCCUUAAAGUCGGAUGCAAUAGAAAAUUUUCGGCGCCAAAUUGCUAGUUUUGAUGACCAACGCGUGGAUUCAUCAGAUGAUUCUGAAGAUUCACCUAAUAUUGAGACUAAGUUGAUGCAGAACCUCCGCUCUUUAAAAGAUCAGAUCGCGCAUUUGAAUACACAGAUUGAGGCAAAAGAGAAAGAAAUAGCUAAUAUUAGUCGAACACAGUCCGCUGGAAUUACUUCGGAAAGAGGAGAGUUUGGCAGAAAUUACAUGGGUGAACAACUCUCGGUUCGUUCAGGAGGGGUGCACAAUAGAAAGCGCACUAUGAAUAAUAAAAACAAGAAAGCUGUACCAUUUAUGGUGAGAUUGGAAAGACUUCGUUUAAUUAACAAAGAUCUAGAAGAAAAGUUCAGUCAGUGUGAGAAUGAAAUCACUGUAGAAAGUCUCAUCGAAGGGGUUAAUAAACGACUCGAACGAGCCAGAGAAAGGCUGAAAGAGGCGCAAAUAGUCAAGCGAGGGCUGGAGAGUUGCGAUAAGCGAGUGGAACAUAUGAUUGAGGCACUUCAUCGUCGCCUGCCGCCAUCCGAGGAGAUCAAAAAUCGUCAAGUUAACGAGAAUAUUUACAGACAUGCAAGCCUUGAGAGAAAGAUUGAACAUCUAAAAGAUAGUAUCAAACUUAGGCAAACCUCCCGACAAGCAAUGCUUGCCAAAUGCCAAGAGCUAGAGGUGGAGUUGAAGAAGAAGAACUAUGCUAUAGGGGUAGUUCGGGGAGAUGUUCUACAGUUAAGAAACACUUUUGAGAAAAACAAACGCAAGAUAGAGCAACUUCACGCCGCAAUCGCGAUUUACCGCCAUGCGAUGUGCUCUGAACCGCAUGAUUCCGCCUCGCGUAGGACCACUUCAAGUCACAGUCAACCCUCCACGGUGCCUUCUCGUAGGAUCACAAGGGGAAAGGAAGAGGCGGAGGAUAAGGCCCUCAACAUACGCUAUGACUCCGCGAAGCAACGUCGUCAAGAGCUCGAGGAGGAAGUGCAAACGCUGAAAUCUCGCCUUCAGCAUCGAUGCAUGCAGAUCGAGACGAAUCUCGCGUAUGAUAUGAGAGCGCACUGCACCAGCAGCAGCCGCACUCCACGCAGCAUCCGAAAGGUUGGUAGUAGACGCUCAGAAGAUCGCCAAAGCCCCUCACAGGGGCGACAAUAUAGCGAUAACAGCAGUAAUCAUAAUAGCAGCUGUAAUAAUACCAACAACGAUUGGAACCUACAUAGGAGAAGCAACAACCCUUUACCUCCGCCUGAGCGCGCGCUGUCGAAUCCGGCUUCAAGGGAGACCGGCAAGUUCACUCCCUCAACGAAGGGUAACAGCGUUACGCGCGGGCAAAAUUCUGAUUUAAAUUCCAUUUCCAAUAAAUCAAAGGCUGCUGCGGCUAUGCCCUAUGACGAGAAUUCGAAAAGCGAUUCAGGGCUCACGAGGUUUAAUGCAGGUUCAACGUUACCCCUUCACACCUCCCCCAAUGAGGCUAAUGAGGUGAGCAUCACACCACGAAACGUAAGCGCAGUACGGUCCGUUCAGCCGUGUGUGGGGCUUCCCGUAGAGGAGGAAGGAAUUACUGAUGAGAUGCCAAGUGAGGAAUCCCCGCAAAGAGCAAAACAAUCCUCCGUGAAACGCGACGCUUUACCUCCUCAACAGCGGAAGAUGGGCGCCGCGAGGGAAUCCACGCAACAUCCAAGAGAGAGAGGACGGAGUGAUUCAGAGAAGAAUGCAGAUGUGCGAGCUAAUUCAACUCGUCAAGAUGGCCUUGUUCAGGGUAAGUAUAUGGAGAAGAGGAAUAAGGUGGAGGAGGUGGAUGAUGAUUUAGAGUGUGAAGUGGGCGUAGAGGAGAUUACGGAGAGUUCGGGAAGAACAACCCCUUUAUGGUUGCGGGAUUCCUAA
Messenger RNA from Phytomonas sp. EM1, 3453 nucleotides. NCBI's taxonomy places the organism in Eukaryota, Euglenozoa, Kinetoplastea, Trypanosomatida, Trypanosomatidae. The record is from the annotation of a GenBank genome assembly.